This is a messenger RNA of Chilo suppressalis (striped riceborer), 1148 nucleotides long. The record is from the annotation of a GenBank genome assembly. NCBI's taxonomy places the organism in Eukaryota, Metazoa, Arthropoda, Insecta, Lepidoptera, Crambidae.
GUCACUUUUUUUCGUAUUCUUGAACAGGAACGGAACCUUGAACGGAUCGACUGAUUUUCAUCGUUUUGUCAAUCGAACUGCCUGUAAAUCAGUGUAGAAGUGCUAACAAGUCCAGUUACUAUUACACCUUAAUCUUUCAUUAAUUUCGUAUUAUAUCGAAAGGUUAUUCUGAAGCAAAAUGCCGGUGAAAGCGGUGUGCGUUCUCAACGGGGAUGUGUCUGGCACUGUUUUCUUUGAUCAGCAAGACGAAAAGGCACCAGUAGUGGUAUCUGGUGAGAUCAAAGGCUUGUCAAAGGGUUUGCACGGGUUCCACGUUCACGAGUUCGGAGACAACACGAACGGGUGCACGUCGGCCGGACCGCACUUCAACCCGCUCAAGCUGGAGCACGGCGCGCCCGACGCCACGGUGCGGCACGUCGGCGACCUCGGCAACGUCGAGGCGGCCGCGGACAACGGGGUCACUAAGGUGAACAUCCAAGACUGUGCGAUCUCCCUGUGCGGAGCGCACAGCAUCGUGGGCCGCACGCUGGUGGUGCACGCGGACCCCGACGACCUGGGGCGGGGCGGCCACGACCUCAGCAAGACCACCGGCAACGCCGGCGCCAGGAUCGCCUGCGGAGUCAUCGGACUCGCCAACGUCUAACCUUACACACACCAAUACUGUGCUAUACACGCUGUGACCGAACGAUUCCUUACGUAAAUCUUCAAUAUGGAUAAAAAAAUCACCUGAGAGCCAUAGCAUAAAAUUUUGGGAAUUGGUUUAAAAUAUAUUAUGGUUAUCAAACAUGUUUGUGAACACAAGUAUCUUGCUAUGGUAUCCAUCAAUAAUAUCAAUUGUUAAAGGGAAUUAACCAAAUAUAUUUGUUCUGUUUGUGAUAGUAUAUAAGUUUGAACCAGUGUUUAGUGUAAGAUACAUUUGGGUUGGGCUACAUUGCAGGUUUUUGAUUGUGCUAAACUAAAUUAAAUCUGAAAAAACAUUAUCAAGUACCUAGAAACUUAUUUUGUUAAUGUUGUUAUGCAUAAUAAAUACCAUUGUUUAGUUUAGAAUAAAAUUAUCAAUAAUCAAACUUGCAAUUCUUAAAAAACUUUCCCGCCCCAAUGUUUCAUUCAUUUGUGACCACAAGCAUUCCUUGCAUUUCUCGAGAUGU